Molecule: messenger RNA, 2619 nt
Organism: Trypanosoma brucei brucei TREU927
Lineage: Eukaryota; Euglenozoa; Kinetoplastea; Trypanosomatida; Trypanosomatidae
Exons: 1
Coding region: 1-2619 (872 amino acids)
Source: RefSeq, a predicted model, not a curated record
AUGCUGCUGCCCACUCUCGAGCGGUUGUUGGAGCGGUGUGGACGCCCCAUUUUUAGUAAUGUUGAGGACGUGCGAAUGGUAAUGGCAUCAUUGCUCGACAUUUCCGCCUACGUGGACCGAGCGAGUACAAAAGUGAUUGCGAAACCGCUUCGGCGUUUCUGCCACAAGGAUCCCGACACGGUUGCAUCCGUCAUGGAGGCGGUUCCUAUUGACGCUGCGGAGCCCACUCAUGGUCGCCGGGCCGCGAUGUUACUCCGCUGUUUACCAAAGCACAGUUGUGAUGAGGUUAUUUGGGAGCGAGCAGUUGCCGCUACACUGGCGGGUCUGAAAAGCCGGAAAUGGGAUUUACAUGAUUAUCGUGUUGCCAUGGCUCAUGCAGGUAGAGGGGGCCGUCACGCACCAGCGUUGGCUGCGGCUGCGGAGGAAUUCGUGAGUUCUUCAGCGCGCACGGCCUCGCAAAGUGAGCUUCCAGCCCUUCUAGUCAUUUUAACAUCGCUUCCGGAGUUAAAGCGCUCUCCAUGUUUGCAAGUGGCAGCUGACCGCAUUGUGCAGCUUUCGGAGAUUCUUUCGCCAGCAGCGAUUGGCCAAAUAUGCGCAAGUGUAAAUAAGGUAUCUUUUAGACAUACAGCUAUGGCAAUUGCUCUUCAGGAGGAGGCUAUUCGGUUUGCAGAAGAGAGUGAUCUUUUUAGUGCUGUUCAACUCUUUAGUUUUAUCUGCCAACAGGAGAAGGAAGCCAUCAGUCCGGAUGCUGUUAAAUGUUUGGCGGAACGAGUAAUUGAAGGGAAGGAUUUGGACCAGGAGACCGUUUCGGUACUCUGUCGGGCUUUGCGCUCGAUACCGCGGCCACAUCGGCCCGAGCUGCUGCGUGAAAUUGGGGAGAUGAUGGAGUUUUUAGGUGGGGAAGUGAAGGAAUUGUUGGAGUUGCCAGUAGCCAAAGGUGGGCUUAAAGGUGAUGUGUCAGCGGGGGACAUUCAGUCAUUCAUUUCCAAGUUCCUUUCACUGGAUGGCUUGUUACCUGCGGAUCAUGAUCGUCCUGGCACCUACAUGGCCGCUAUUGUGGCUUGCGUGGAUUACAUCACCGAGAGGUUGGAGGACAUUGUGUCUGAUGAAAAUCCACCCUUUUCCAUAAUUCCCCACCUUCUUAAUAUUAAUAUGGAGGAGACGCGACGGUGUGGACAAGCGAUUAUUAGGGAGGCAGCUGAGCAGGGAAUUCACUUUCCCACUUUACAGGUUUUUCGUUUCCUUCUUGCCUUAGGGGACCAUAACAUGCGGGACCAGCGUGUGUACAGACACCUCCGCAACGAGUUCGCCAAGACAGCCUCUGAUAUUCCGAUGAUUCAACUCUGUGCCGCCCUAAAAUGUUUUGUGCGAGGCCUCAUGCAGAAUGUUGAGACACAGUCGUUAGAUGAGCAGGUGGAGCAUGAGCUAGAGAAAGAGGAUAUGGAUGCCUUCCUGCGAUUUUGUGUAGAGAACCUUCGGCGUGGAUUUGCCGACGGGAUGGAGGUGAAGUGCGUGAUGGCCGCCACGGAGAGUUUAUAUCAACUUGGUUACACAUCCACAGAAUUUUAUGAGCAGGUGGCGCGUUACCUCGGUUCCAAGUGCUCCUCCGCGUCGGCUUCUGUGAACAGCAGCGAAACGGCCACUGCGGUGUGUUUAGCCCUCGGUGAAGAUAUUCUUGACCGCCAUCCGGAUGUUCAUACCUUUCUUUUAGAGGUGGAGAAAAGCGGGUUGAAAGGUGAGGCGUCUCUUUCACCCACAGAAUGGAUGAACAAAAACGACCCGGCGAACUUUAUAACGCCCCUCACUGAAAUUCAGCAGGAGGGAUGGAAUAUUAUUAACCGCAUGGUUGAGACGCGUGCGGCGGACACUGAGAAGUUGACGGCUCUCGCCAAUGAGUACGUGGCAAUAUUGAAAUCCACACGUGUGGACGAUCUCAAGUACUUUUUUGGGGUCUUUGAGGAAAAGGUGUUUAAGCAGGAUAGGAUAUUGAAACAGUGCUUAGAUUACCUUGUGGAAAGCAACGCAGCUGUUAAACUUUCCGCGACGAGCAUUGGAGCCAUGCUCAACAGUCUUGCUGCCAUCCGUUUCACAUAUCACAGGAGCGUGAAACAAUUUAUGAUCGCCAUUAGUACAGAGCAAUGGAGUGAGAUGGAUGCAUCACCCCUCGUAAAGAUUGUGUCUGCGAUGGCAAAACUUUCUUUGCGGCUCCCGCAAGUGUUGGUACAUGUGGGCGAUCGGCUGCUGGAUGUUUACACGUUUCUUUCUCCAUUGGACACGGCUCUUGUUAUUAAUUCUCUGCAGUCCAUCGGGUACGGCAAUGACGAAGUGUUGAUGAUGUUGAUGCGGCAUGCAGCAAGUAGUGCACGACGAUGGGAUGAAGUUUCAUUAACAUUGUUAUUUGGUGCAUCUGGUGUGCAUCGGUUACUGAGGAAUGUUGAGGUAGCAGCGCCACUUCUCGAGCAGGCUGCGGGUAAAACUUCCUCACCGCAUCUCCGCCAGCGUAUUGCUGCAUCAUUACGCCGUUCAGCGCUUCCCCGUGCAUUAGUGCAGUCAUCCACCAGUUUAUUAACAGGAGGGGCACAUGAGGUGGUGAAUAAUCCGCCUUUACAGCUGGUGUGA